Molecule: messenger RNA, 1714 nt
Organism: Penaeus monodon (black tiger shrimp)
Lineage: Eukaryota; Metazoa; Arthropoda; Malacostraca; Decapoda; Penaeidae
Product: Y+L amino acid transporter 2-like
Biological process (GO): amino acid transmembrane transport
Cellular component (GO): membrane
Molecular function (GO): L-amino acid transmembrane transporter activity
Source: RefSeq, a predicted model, not a curated record
GAUUUGUAUUGUCCAUUUUCCACGAACCUCUCUGAUUCCUACUGCAGUUGGGUCCUUGAUAAGCUUCCUUUGAUACGAAGAUAUGGAGAGAAAGGGGGAGACAGAAAAAUCGAGUGAUUCUGAAAAGGAAAUGAAAAGCGACGAAGGAGAUAAACCAAAAGGCGGGAAGGAAUGUAAGGAUGAAAAUGAGAGGGGAAGCAACGAGAGAGUUUCAGGGAGAGAUAACGAAGUGAAGACAUAUGAAAUAGACGGAGGAUCUGACCUAAAUGAAUCACGUUCGGACGCUGGAAUCAAGCAUCAGAAUGGCUGCGACGAACCUACGAAAACGCACAAGGAGCUUCGCACCACAGCCGAAGAGGAAAAUCCCCAGGCCGUGCGAAGACCCCCGCGCAGGAAGGAUAAAGAGAGAAUCCAGGAAGCAAAGAUUCCACCGAACAACAGCGAAACCGAAGCCAAGAAUAGGAAAGAGAAGGAAGCUCAAGCCGUGGCCACCUCGAACGACGCUCCCAGCUUGCCCGACUCAUCCGAAACCUCAUCGAAGCAACGGCACGAGUCGGAGAAGAAUGCCUCCGGAAUCAAACUCAAAAGAGAGCUCGGCCUGCUGGACUGCGUAGGCUUCCUCGUGGGCAACAUGAUAGGCUCAGGGAUCUUCGUGUCGCCCCGGGGAGUCCUCAGAUACUCGGGGAGCGUAGGAAUGUCUCUUAUCAUCUGGGUCGCCUCUGGUUUCGCCUCCAUGGUCAGCGCACUUUGCUACGCCGAACUGGGCACGAUGAUCCCGCAGAGUGGCGGCUCCUACACAUACCUGCACGAGGCUUUCGGCCCCAUGGUGGCGUUCCUCAACCUGUGGCUGAGCGUCACCAUCAACAUCCCGUGCGGCCGCGCCAUCGGGGCCCUCACCUUCGCCAACUACGUGGUGCAGCCGUUCUUCCCGGGCUGCGCCCACAUGCCGCAGGGCGCCAUCAAGCUGCUCGCCAUCGCGCUCAUCUUCUUCCUCACUUGGGUCAACUGCCACCGAGUGCAAUGGGCCACCACAGUGCAAGACGCCCUGGCACUCACCAAGGUCCUGGCGCUCAUCAUCAUCAUCGUCGGAGGCAUGCACCACCUGGCAUGGGGCCACACGGAAUACUUCGAGAAUGUGAUGGAUGGCACUAAUUGGCACCCUGCCCUGAUUGCCACGACGUUUUACCAUACUCUAUGGGCGUAUGCAGGCUGGGAUGGCUUGAAUACGAUUAUAGAAGAGCUGAAGGAUCCUUUUAAGAACAUGCCCCGAGCUAUCGCUAUCUCCCUCACGUGCGUGACGAUGAUAUACAUACUAACGAACGUUGCGUAUUUCGCUGUACUUACGCCGGAGGAGAUUCUGUCUUCGGAAGCUGUUGCCGUUUCCUUCGGCCAGCGCAUCCUGGGCGUGGCGGCGUGGCUGAUCCCGCUGUCCGUGGCUUGCUCCACCGGCGGCUCCAUGAACGGCAACAUCCUCGGGUCUUCGCGCGUGCUGUUCGUGGGCGGCCGACGGGGACACCUGCCCAGGGCCCUCGGCUUGGUGGCCGUCGAGAGCUGCACGCCCGUCACGUCGCUCGUGUUCAUGGCUGCCAUCUCGCUGCUCAUGCUCACCACGUCCGACCUGCGCGUGCUCAUCAACUACACCUCCUUUGCGGGCAACAUCAUCAACCUCGGCGUCAUUUCCGCUUUCUUCUGGUUCCGCAUCAAGCAGCCGGAU